AUGGGCUCGCGGAUAAACAUUGAUGUGUUCAGGACUGGGAGUAUUCGUCUACCUGGCGAGGACAGGGUGGCGUUCGACGAGUGGGUGCACAGAUACCGAGUUGGGUGGUCUUUAAUCGGGACAGAUGGGUCGAAGUCACCCAAUCGGACGUCGAUGGGCGUCUUCAUAUUGGAGGGGCGGAAGAGUGAGACGUGGGAACUGGAUGUUCAGUGUGGGGUAUUCGGGGCAGAGGCUGCUGGGAUUUUGCGGGUGAUGGCUCUGUGUUUCCAAAAUCCUUGUCCGACCAUUCUAAGUACGGACAGUCGUUCUGUGUUCGAGGCGUUGACUAACGUGGGGUACACUACGGAAGCGAUCAUCAUUGAUAUUGCGGCGGCUGUGUCGUCUUUCCCUCAGCCUUUUGAGUUCUUAUGGACUCCGGGGCACGUUGGUAUUGCCCUUAACGAGGACGCGGAUAAGGCAGCGAAGGGAGAGUGUUUAACAGGUUCCUGGAAGAGGUCGCUGUUGCCUAAAGACAUUCAUCGGUUAGUAUGGCAGGACACUCGUAAUUCGUUACGGGACCACUGGGCUUCGGUCCAUAGGAACAGGGGUAGGGAGUAUCUCCGUCCUUUUGACCCGUGGCCUUAUCACCACGCUUCAUCGCGGCGGGCGGAAACACUGCUGGCGAAACUACGGACUGGUACGGCCCCACUCAACUACUUUCUUUAUUCGCGUGGUAUCGUCCCGUCCCCAAACUGUUUGUUCUGUGGGGAGGCAGAAACUGUUGAUCACUUCUGGCUCAGGUGUCCCGAGUAUACUACAAGUCGUACGGACCUACUGAAACACUUAAGACUGAACUUACAGACUGUGCGUACUUUGACUCCUCUGUAUUGGCCUCAGGCAGACAUGUCCUCGAAGUAUCAUAUACGUCUUCUAGAACAGUAUAUUCAUCGAUCGGGUCGCUUCACCUAA
Molecule: messenger RNA, 948 nt
Organism: Centruroides sculpturatus (bark scorpion)
Lineage: Eukaryota; Metazoa; Arthropoda; Arachnida; Scorpiones; Buthidae
Exons: 1
Coding region: 1-948 (315 amino acids)
Molecular function (GO): RNA-DNA hybrid ribonuclease activity; nucleic acid binding
Source: RefSeq, a predicted model, not a curated record